AAUCGGAAGCCAACUUCAGCGUCGUCUACUCAGUUACCAAACCGGCAAGCUGCUCCUGUCCUCAAUCAUUUCUUGCUGACAGACGCUGAGCUCUGACUGUGCAAUGAAUUGGUUGGAUUUAUUUUAUAACCCGGUGUGGGUACUGUCCACGGCUGUGCUGGCGCUCGUGGUGCGGAUCCAGCGCAGAGGGAGCUGGGACCCGCAGUCCUGUAGCGUGCGGCUGAAGGGGAAGACUGCCAUAGUGACAGGAGCCAACACAGGAAUUGGGAAGUUCAUUGCCUUGGACUUUGCACGUCGCGGGGCCCGUGUUAUUCUGGCCUGCCGAAGCCAGGCCCGGGGGUCAGCGGCGCUUGAAGAAAUCAGGGAGAAAACCGGAAACUCUGAUGUGCACCUGCGUCUGGUGGACGUGUCUUCUCUGGACUCGGUCAGGGAGUUUGCUGAGGGGAUUCUCAAAGAGGAAGAAGCGCUCCACAUCCUUGUCAACAAUGCUGCAGUAUCAGGCUUACCUAGGGAGAUAACCAAAGACGGGUUAGAUGCUUCUUUUGCCACAAACCACCUGGGACCGUUCCUCCUCACCAACCUGCUCCUGGACCUGAUGAAGCGUUCUGCUCCGGCACGCAUUGUCACCCUCUCUUCGGUCAACCACAAGAAGGGCGAAGUGGACUUCUCUCACUUUCGCGGCGAGAACCUCAACUAUUUCAUGGAUAUUGUCUACAACCACACGAAGCUGCACAAUAUCAUCUGUACCAACGAGCUAGCACGCAGGCUAGAAGGGACAGGUGUCACCGCAAACUCCGUCCACCCUGGUAUUGUCACAACUGAAGUGUUGAGACACUAUCCCUGGGGUGUUCGUUUUCUUUUCAACCUCAUUGGAUUUUUCUUUUUCAAGAAUCCAGAGGAGGGUGCAGUCAGCUCGAUCUACUGUGCGUUGGCAGAGGAAAUGGAGGGGAUAACUGGGAAGUAUUGUGACUGCGACUGCCACUUGGUCCUCCCCGCCCCUUUAGCUCGAGACGCUGCCCUCGCGGUCAAGGACUUUGAGAUCUGCGAGAGGCUGACAUCAAAGCUCUGAGACAACUAUCAGGCAAGCG
Molecule: messenger RNA, 1088 nt
Organism: Notothenia coriiceps (black rockcod)
Lineage: Eukaryota; Metazoa; Chordata; Actinopteri; Perciformes; Nototheniidae
Product: retinol dehydrogenase 12
Exons: 6
Coding region: 104-1069 (321 amino acids)
Source: RefSeq, a predicted model, not a curated record